Messenger RNA from Marasmius oreades (fairy-ring Marasmius), 2384 nucleotides. RefSeq lists its product as uncharacterized. Bases 47 to 1801 code for a protein of 584 amino acids. The transcript has 9 exons. The record is from RefSeq and is a predicted model, not a curated record. Lineage: Eukaryota; Fungi; Basidiomycota; Agaricomycetes; Agaricales; Marasmiaceae.
UUUCCUCCCCCAACACCACCAGUAGCGUAGUCUCUUCCGCUUCGACAUGUUCAAUGACUCGUAUUCCAACAAAGUCGGAAGCGCAACACUCAACAACAUUCAGGGAAACCAGCACAUCAACUACUACCUACAACACCAGCAUCAAUCUGUACCGGCCCAUGCAGGUGGAGAGGAAUGGAAGAGGAAGAUGUAUCGAGAGUACACCUAUGUUCCGGCAGGAAACAUCAAGAUCAUCAAAACCGUUGCGGUGGAACGUGUCUCGCGAAGAGAAUACGACAAUGACCCCGACUGUCUCCUGUGGCUCGAGCGAUCUGACACAUCAAGGGCGAAUCGAGAAGCACAUCUGGCUUGUCUCGUCGAAGGGAUGAACGAGUCUUCACCAUUUUUAUGUGUUGCGUAUACUGGAAGCGACGCGCAGAAGGUCUUCAAACGGGAUUGCGUCGCAUUUUCUGGUAUCAGAAAUGCCCAUGUAAUGCAGCUUCGGGGGUUCAAUGAUUCUGAUAUUCCGAUGGUCCUCUUUCAUGAAGAACUCAUCCCGGUACAUCAUAUUUUGCAAAGACACCGCGAACUCUCGAUAGCUCUGCGAUGUUACUUUGCUUUGCAAGCCAGCAUCGCAAAGAAAAGGAUAGAUGAAUGGCACCAGACCGAGGACGACUAUUAUUGCGUUAAUGUUUGGGUUCAACCAAGGAAUGGAAGGAUCUCGUUCGGCCCACAGGUAUUUCGGACUGAAUAUUUUUCUGUGUAUGGCGGUUGCCAGCUUGGAAACUGCACCGACAUGCCAGCUCUUCCUACUGACAUGUACAACACCAAUUGUCUCCUCAAGCAUCUUCUCAACUAUUCUUCGGACAAUUUUUUUUUGUCCGGUCUUGCUUCAACAUCCAUCACUUACCUGUUGUAUCAAGAAAAAGUGUACAUCCCUCAAAACGAUCAAGUCUGGCUUUGUUCAUCUGGACGACCUAUUGCGAACUUUCAACCUGGGUCCUGUUGGACUCAUUUUGUGGUCCAAUCCAUCCUUGUAGAAAACCAUUACGAACUGAUCACCUUGGAAGAUGGGAGGACACGGUUAUCUAUAAAAUCAAUUGCUUCCCAGCUCUUGCGUGAGAGGAUUGUCUCGUUCAUAUACGAGAUGGAUGGAGCACUCUCACAUCACCUUAGACGUACAACUUGGCUUUCCCAAUCAUGUAGCAUUUUCAGCACAAUGAAUAUACCGAGGCAUGAAUGGUCAGACUGCACGUUGCUUGGACAGAUUUGGUUGGAGCUUAUCAUUAAUGACACCGAGUUUGACUGCGUUGCCCCCGAUAUGACUCGAAUUCCCCAUGACUUCGAAACUCAGCAUUACCUCUUCGUACUCCCGCCACCUCAAAAGAUUGACAAUUCUCCCGACGUGAUUACUUGGAUGUUAGGAAAGGACCUGUACUAUUGGUCCUCCGAUCCUGAUGGGAAAACGGUGAUGCCAGAGAGUCGACGCAUAUCAUUGGGGCUUCCUUCCUUUAUUCCAGAAGCUUACGGUCUGAACCGAAGCUGGAGUUCUGAGACGUACGACCUCAUACGGGCAUGGCAGGAGGCGAAAACUUUUGACCCCUCAACGACCGAUUUUGCUCGUUCUUUGGACUACCCGAUUAUGGAACCAAUAAUUUCCGACCCCGUAGAGGCCGAGGUAGGGCGUUUCAAGGUUCUCUCUGACGGCACUUAUUUACCUUCUUCUUUCGGCGGGCUCGGUGACGAGGGCGAAGUUGCUAUGGAUGUAGACGAUUAUGGAGCUCCGGUGGUCAGUGCGGGUGGGGAUAUGGAGGUGGAUUAGGGAGGUAGGGCGACAGUCUUAGAGCCAAAGCCGAUCAGUCCUCACCGAGGAGUCGUCUUAGGUGGCUUCCGACUUCGUUGGUUGGGUUCUCUUCAAAUCCAAUCUCUUACCUGGCGAACCUAUGUAUCGUCAUCUCCUCACGAGGGCCGACUUAAAGCAACUCAGUCGACUCAUUGUCCAACUUCAUCGGUCGUGCGGCGAAACAAGAACGCGAAAACCAGUGUCUUCGCGCACCGUCCAGACUUCGUUCAUCCGAGGUCGUUUGGGUUUCACCCGGUUUCCGAUGAUAACGUCGUUCUACACCAUUCUAGUAGACUUCAAUAUUACCAGCUUGCAAAUGGCAAUGGACUUGUAGGCUGGUGUCAGAGACUCAGAGAUGAUAUAAAGCAUCCAGAGGUUACUAGUGCAAGGAAAGAGUCGAGUUACGCACGCCGAACAAUGAGCAUCGUUCGUUUCAAAGUUGUAGGUUUCGGUCGUGAGGGGAGAGUGGUAGUCGACACAUACUAGUGCAAUAAAUUUAAGAGUAGUCCAAAGACGCGUACUACAAAGAGAGUGUUACUUCUUUCAAGGGGUGGAAUCGAGG